Molecule: messenger RNA, 1523 nt
Organism: Larimichthys crocea (large yellow croaker)
Lineage: Eukaryota; Metazoa; Chordata; Actinopteri; Sciaenidae
Gene: cxcr5
Product: chemokine (C-X-C motif) receptor 5
Exons: 2
Coding region: 199-1284 (361 amino acids)
Biological process (GO): positive regulation of cytosolic calcium ion concentration; immune response; G protein-coupled receptor signaling pathway
Cellular component (GO): external side of plasma membrane; membrane
Molecular function (GO): C-C chemokine receptor activity; C-C chemokine binding
Source: RefSeq, a predicted model, not a curated record
CAUGCUGACUUUAUAAGAUCUGAGCUAACUCUUGUGACCAUUUUGACUUCACGUGUCUACCGAACACACCGCCCACACACAGAAAAAUCAGUGAAGCAAAUACAGAAGAACUAGCACAAAAAGGAAGCACAGGCACAUCUCUCUCUCUCUCUCUACAGCAGCAGUAACUAUAUAUUGAAGUGACCAAGACUCAUCUUGAUGGCUGUUACAAUCACCUUCUCAGGUUAUGAGGACUACGCAUACAACGAGACGUACUCCGAUUAUGGAAGCGAUAAUUACUGCGGUGAUGAAGAGAAGGGCCUGCAGACCUUCCAUGCCAUGUUCCAAACCGUGCUUUACAGCUUGAUCUUUCUGGUGGGCGUUGCAGGGAACGGCCUGAUGAUAACGGUUCUCCUGAGACGUCGGCGCCUCCUGCGCAUCACCGAGAUCUACCUACUGCACCUUGCCCUGGCAGACCUCAUGCUCCUUUUUACAUUUCCCUUUGAUGUAGUUGAGAACGCCACUGGUUGGGUGUUUGGAAACUUCCUCUGCAAGCUGACGGGCCUGGUGAAGCAGCUUAACCUCCUCUGUGGGAGUUUCCUGCUUGCUUGCAUUGGGUUCGAUCGGUAUUUGGCAAUUGUUCAUGCGAUUACUAGCAUGCAAAGUCGACGCCCAAGAACAGUGCACCUAACGUGCAUUUCCUUAUGGGUGCUCUGCAUGGCUUUAUCCUCACCCAAUGUUAUUUUUCUGUCCGUUAUAGAGCAAGCCCCAAACACAUCUGUGUAUACCUGUUACUUUCAUCAGUUUGGCAUUCAUGCAAACAACUGGCUUUUGACCGUUCGAGUCUUUGAUCAUAUGUGCUUUUUCCUACCUCUGGCUGCAAUGAGUUAUUGUUACACAGCAGUGGUGGUUACUCUGUUCAAGAGUCAGAAAAGCCAAGCAAAGCAAGGCGCAAUUCGACUGGCUUUACUCGUCACUCUGGUCUUUUUUUUCUGUUGGCUACCAUAUAAUAUCACCUUACUGAUAAAAACUUUGGUAGACCUGCAGGUUAUAAUACCUAAAACCUGCAAGUUUCAGCUCUCACUGCAACCAGUCAUAGAUGUGACAAAGAGCCUGGGAUUCUCACACUGCUGUCUGAACCCUUUCUUAUAUGCCUUUGUCGGGGUGCGGUUUCGCAAUGAGUUAAUACAGUUGCUUUGUAAACUUGGGUGCAGCCGUGUUUGCAUGCCCUUCAUCAGAGCUCAGGGUCUCAGUCGCCCAUCCAUUUCUGACGUAGCAACAACCACCAGCAUCGUCCUCAUGUAAUAAACUCUUAUACAAUGUCAGCUGUAAUUAAAAUGCUUCUUUUCUACAGUAUUUUGUUUGUAAUGAUGGAACGCGUUAUUUUAUCUAACAAUAUAUUACCCAUUGCUACUUUGAAUGCAUUUAAAAGAUGUUUUAUUUACCCAGUCAAGAAAAAAAUGUUACUGUUGGCUGAAAUCUGCUUUUGCAUGUAUUUUAUCUGCUACUAAUUGAAUUUAAUAAAGAUUUCAUAUAUACAGCAA